AUGUUGCUCCGUCCGUUGCUUCUGCUGGCUUCCGUUCCGAUCUUCUACUGCUGGCCAAUCAACACGCGAACUAGUGAACCGGAACACACCACGACACGUCGUAGCCCUCGGUUUCUAGGACUCUUGGGGCUGCUGACCGGGCUGACGUUGGUCGAUUCGCUCGACGACGACAGUGAUCGACCUCGCCGUUCCGGGUUCGUCAAGAUCGACGUCGGUCGCCCCUCGUUCGAUCCGUAUUACGGUGCGUACGCCUACAGUGGCGGUGCCGUCAACCCGUACUGGACCGGAUCGGGUGGACCGGGGAUCGGAUCGUCGAUCAACAUUAAAAUUCCAUUCCGGCCGGGGGGUGCUGGUGGCGGUGAGUUCGGCACGAUGGCCCUCAUUCCGUUUCCGGUGCAGUUUCCUGGUGGAGCAGCCGGCCAUUUCCCUAGCGGUUCCCUAGCGUCCCACGGUUCACCACCGAUCGGCAUCGAACCACGGCCGUCGAUCUUUUCCGAUCUCGGUGCCGCCACAGGCUCGCACGGCGCGACCGUUCAAGCCGACGAGGAAGCCGCUGGAAGGAAGCAACCGAAGAAGAGCCCCUCCGGCCGUCAACGAUUAAAGGUGAAUCCUCCGCGGGCAACGCGCAGUACGGUAGAUGAGGACGCCGACGAUGACUCGGAGCCAGUGCCGCCCACGGAAGAAAGUGCCACCGAGGAUCAACCGACGGAAGUGCCGGCCACGGAAUCCGAUAGCGAGAUAUCAGACGUCCCGUGUGUCUCAUCGAGCACAACAAGUUCAGCCAAUCAGUCCACGGCACCGCAGAUCGAAGAAUCCAUUCCGGAGGCCGCCGACCCGCCAGCCACACUGGCGUCAAUCGUUCAGCACGGUAAUCCGCACGUCACACCGCAGCCGGGCUAUCCGACCCACCAGCACAGCCUGGCCGAUGUGUCCUUGAUCGAUCUGACAACGGACGAUCCACGCGAUGGCGCGUUUCAAGCAAGCCAGGCCGAUCAUUGGCAGAACUAUUACGGCACCAGCGCGCCCCGGCAGCCCGAUGAUCGGCGGGCUAACGAUCAUCGAUCAGGCUUUUUUCCCAUCGUGUCCACACAUUAG
Messenger RNA from Anopheles cruzii, 1095 nucleotides. RefSeq lists its product as uncharacterized. The record is from RefSeq and is a predicted model, not a curated record. The transcript has 2 exons. NCBI's taxonomy places the organism in Eukaryota, Metazoa, Arthropoda, Insecta, Diptera, Culicidae. Bases 1 to 1095 code for a protein of 364 amino acids.